AUGGUGACGUCUCAAGAUAGCUUAUCCAGCAAUGCUUCAGAAAGACCAAACAAUGCACUCAACAUCUUUGACAACAGUGUCACCUUUUAUCGAGGAGCAUUUGAUGAUGAAGAGACGGCUGCUCAUGUCUACGAUCUUGCUGCUCUAAAAUAUUGGGGUCCUAAAACUAUUCUCAAUUUUCCUGCAAACAUGUAUUUAAAGGAGUAUCAUGAAAUGCAGAGCAUAUCAAAAGAGGAGUAUAUAGCUUUUCUUCGACAUCAUGGCAAUGAAUUUGCUAAGGACACAUCGGAAUAUCAUGGGGUUGAACAGCACUACAAAAGUGUGGGAUGGGAGGCUAGAAUUGGAGGCAUCUCGAACAACAAGUACAAUUACCUUGAGAUAUACGCCAAUGAAGAGGAGGCAACUCGUGCCUAUGACUUUGCUGCCAUUGAGCACAGUGGCUCGGAUGUAACAACCAACUUUCCAAUUAGUCACUACCUUCAACAAGCACCACAAAUAUUAGAAGUCCAACAAUUUUCUCAGCUGGAGGUAUCCCAGGAGGUUAAUUCGAUGCCCCAUUUCUUAUCGUCGAUAGAACCACAACCAGAGGGCCACUUGCAGGUAUCCUUUGAAGAUCCUACUAACUUGUUUCCUCCCCUUCCUUUUGGUGAUCCAAUGGUGGAACCUGAAGCCACCACCAUGGCUGCAGUCCUCUGUGGUGCAUCAGAUAGUCCUCAAAGUUUCACUGGUCGUAUCUUCGAACCGUACAUGGUUGAUAACAAUACAGCAGAUUUGUUUGAUGACUCGUAUCUCAAUGGACCCUUUGAGGAGAACUUUGAAAAUCUCUUCAUGGAGCUUGAACACAUCGAAGGAAACCUAGGAGGAGAAGGUGAUCCUAAUGGUGGAAGCAAGCACAAUGUUGAUGGCAAUAUGGAGAGAUCAAAUGAGGCUGCCAAGGACCAAGGAGGUGGUGGGACAUAUUAA
This is a messenger RNA of Phoenix dactylifera (date palm), 963 nucleotides long. The record is from RefSeq and is a predicted model, not a curated record. Lineage: Eukaryota; Viridiplantae; Streptophyta; Magnoliopsida; Arecales; Arecaceae.